AUGCUGGCCUGCAUCGCGUGCUCCGCCAAGGAAGGCGGGGAGGACGGCUCCCGUGCCGCGGCCACGCCGGCCGCCAGGUCUCUCACCUCACAGCUCAAGGACAUGGUGCUCAAGUUCUCCAGCUCCAGCAAGCACUACAAGGGGGCGGCCGCCGGGAGCCCCUCUUUCAGGAGCUACCGACGCCCCUACCCGGGAUUCGUCGACGACACUACCUUCACGCCGACGGGCAGACCCGCGAGCGACGCCGGCGCGUACACAAGGACUACUGCGGCAGCAGCGAACGGGAGCGCGCGGGCUGCCUCGUCGGCAACGUGGGACAUGACCGGGCGCGGAUGGCCGGGCGUGGACGAGGAGGACGGCGGUGAGAUCGUCGCCGCUGGGGUGGACGCCGCCGUGCCCAGGGAGUGGACGGCGCAGGUGGAGCCCGGCGUGCAGAUCACCUUCGUCACGCUCCCCGGCGGCGGCAACGACCUCAAGCGCAUCCGCUUCAGCCGUGAGAUGUUUAACAAGUGGAAGGCGCAGCGGUGGUGGGGAGAGAACUACGACCGCAUCGUGGAGCUGUACAACGUGCAGACCUUCAGCGGCACGCAGCAGGGGGGCUCCACUCCGACGUCCUCCGUCGACGACUCGCUUCUGAGAGAUUCGUCCUAUUCCCGGGGCGGCUCCACGAGGGACAGCCCGGUCGUCAUGAUGCCGCCGCCGCCGCCGUCAUCCUCGUCGAGCAAAGACCCGAUGUCACGGAGCGUUUCGUGCAAGGCGAUGAUGCCGCCGCCGUCGGGGCCUUACGGGGCGGGGCCAUCCACCAGGGCGGCGUACUACCCGUCCGCGGCGGCCGUGCCCGACCCGUCCGACCACGUCUGGGCGCACCACUUCAACAUGCUCAACUCCGCGGCGGCCGGCGGGCAUUCCUCCUACGACCCAUCGCGCGCCACCACCUCCUCCCGCGACGAGGCCUCCGUGUCCAUCAGCAACGUCAGCGACAUGGAGGCGACGGAGUGGAUCGAGCAGGACGAGCCCGGCGUCUGCCUCACCAUCCGCGAGCUCGGCGACGGCACCCGCGAGCUCCGCCGCGUCCGGUUCAGCCGGGAGAGGUUUGGCGAGGACAGGGCGAAGGUGUGGUGGGAGCAGAACAGAGACAGAAUACAGGCGCAGUAUCUGUAG
Messenger RNA from Triticum turgidum subsp. durum (durum wheat), 1161 nucleotides. The record is from the annotation of a GenBank genome assembly. NCBI's taxonomy places the organism in Eukaryota, Viridiplantae, Streptophyta, Magnoliopsida, Poales, Poaceae.